AAUCCCACGACGAUUGGAAAUUCCGUGUUGUGUUAAAUUCGGCAAAACCAUUGUUUGAUUGUGGUAGCCCCAGAAAAGUUAAACCAGUUCAACUGUGUCAUAGCCCCAAAUGGUGUUCAAUUCCAUGUUACAUAGGAGCAGCAUGUCCCAGCCUGUAGGCACAGUUGAUGUUUAUCAAAAUUUAGUCAAAUUUGGCACAUUGUCCAUCAAUGCCGCUCCCGAACACAAUAAGCGCCUACAGGCCACAGGCACAGGUACUUCAAUUCCGUCCAUAGCGGAGCUCCAGCUUACUAAUCGGAUAGCCCUCGACUGUGAAAUGGUUGGCAUUGGUAAGAACGGAAAGGAACACAUGGUUGCACGCGUCUCUUUGGUGAAUGAGUUUGGGAAUGUGCUCGUGGAUUGUUAUGUGAAGCCACAACACCCGGUAAAGGAUUACCGCACCAAUAUCAGCGGUAUUCGACCCGAACUGAUUGAGCACGGCGUAGAGUUUGCUGCCAUCCGGGAGCUAGUAAGAAAGAUUAUAUACGGUCGAAUUUUGGUUGGCCAUUCGCUUAACAAUGAUCUUUUAGUGCUCCAGCUAAGACAUCCCAAAUAUAGCAUACGCGAUACAUCCCGGUAUCGCGCGAUAGCGAAAAAAGUUCACUCAAUGGGCACACCUAGCUUGAAGAGUUUGGCGAAGGCGCUUCUCGGUAUAACUAUUCAGAAUGGCACACACGACUCCGUCGAAGAUGCUCAAACUGUAAUGAAAAUAUACCUUUUGUUCGAGAAGCAAUGGGAGGACGCUGUAAAACAAUCGUGUAAAUUUUAAUCUUACGAUUUAAUUUCACUAUGUAUAGUAGGUUAAUAAAUUAUAUUUACACUUGUA
Anopheles coustani is the source of this 865-nucleotide messenger RNA. RefSeq names its product RNA exonuclease 4. The coding region runs from base 110 to 808 and encodes 232 amino acids. The record is from RefSeq and is a predicted model, not a curated record. Gene Ontology annotation, molecular function: 3'-5' exonuclease activity; nucleic acid binding. Gene Ontology annotation, biological process: rRNA processing. Gene Ontology annotation, cellular component: nucleus. The transcript has 4 exons. NCBI's taxonomy places the organism in Eukaryota, Metazoa, Arthropoda, Insecta, Diptera, Culicidae.